CACGAGUAUCACGAUUUGUGCAAAUAAUAGCAGCACAUGACAGCAUCUCGAACUCCUCUUAGUUCUGAGGCUUUCUUGUUUUGGGUGAAACAACAUGGCGACUUCUAUACUUCCGGUGGCUUCAAGCCUCUAAUGCGCAGCAAGCAAUCGGGGCCAUUCCAGUAGUAGAGUUCAGUGCUCUGUACUGAAGUGGUUUAAAGGCUUGCAAAAUGUUAAUGUAAUACAAACACAUAAAAUGAAAAUAAGAUUGUGGUUUUGAUACAUGUCACUUUGUUGAAAAAAAACCUUUUUUCUUUCAGCUGAUUGCGCCAUCGACUCAACCUGAAGACAGUUUUCUACACGUCUACAACAAAGGCAAGCCCCUUCAAAGCAAUGGCGCCAAAAUAUGACGGCUUGUCCCACUGCAAGCUGGCCCUGGUGUUUGCCGUGCUGAUGGACCUGCUGGGGGUCAUAUCCCUGCUGCUGGGGGUCUUCGCUCCCCUGGAGAUCCGAGGACGAGACUUUGGGGAUCUUCUGGUGUACUCGGGGGCUCUGCUGGUGCUUCUGUCCUUGGCGGGCUGGGUGCUGUGGUACAGCGGCAACAUUGAGGGCCUGACAUCCAGGAAGGAGCUCGGGGGCGCCAUGGGUGGAGCUGUGGACCGCCUGGCUCGAUCCCUGAGCAGGAGGAUACGCCUGCCCCGGACUCGCAGCAGUCCAACAUAGACGCUGGAACACCAGGAGUCAUGCAACGCAAAUACUUCAAGGACAAACAAACACUUGUACAUUCUUCCACAUAACAGGGUGUACAAACGUUUUCCUCCAGGGAGGGCUACCUAGCGAAAAAUGAAAGGAUGCAACUUUACCGCCGAAGUUAUAUUUCAAGAAAAAAAGAGUGCACCUCGGCUUUGUCAUAUACUGUCCGUGAAAAGCAUAUUAUUAUCAACUUCACUUGUUUUUUCCCAAAAUAUUUCAACUUUCUUCUAAAUAAUCUUUAAAAAUUUUCAUAGUAUAGUAACUCCUCCCAACCAAAUUUUUUUACAAGAAUUAACAACUUUGUUUCUCAAAAUAUGACUUGAAAUGAAGUAUUUCUUCUUUAAUAUUUCAACUCUGCUACAAAAAUUUCAUCUUCCCCUCAUAUUGAGUUUAUUCUCGUAAAACUGCAACGUUUUCUCAUUAGAAUACAACUUUUUGUCUUAAUAUUUAAUUUUAUUCUCAUAAAAUGGCCACUGAUUUUUCCAUUUCUGCUGUUUUUUCAAAUUUCCAACUAUUUUAACUUGAAAAUGUUUUAUGUCCCCCCCAUAUUUUUUUAUUUUUAUAACAUUGUAACUUUUUCUGCAACCUAAUGACGUUACUUUUUUCGUUUCUCAUAGCAUUAUGACUUUAAAAAAAUUUAACAUCAACUUUAUGCUACUGAAAUGACAUUUUUCCUCAUAUUAGUUUAUUCUCAUAAAAUUACCUUUUUUUCUUGUCAGAAUACAUUUUCCACUCAUAAUUUUCUUAUAAAAUCGCGACUUUUUUUCUUAUGUUAGAAUACAACUUUUUUCUCUUAAUAUUUUGGUUUUAUUCUGGUGAAAUUACAGCUGUGUUUUUUUUUUUCAUUUCUGCUGUUUUAUUUUGAACUAUUUUCAACUUCAACCGCAAAGAAUAAAAUUUGUUUUUGUAAGUAUGACUUUAUUAUCGUAACAGUAUAACUUUUUCUGCAACCUAAGUUUCCAAAAAUUGAAUAUUUCUUUACAUUUUUUUCCCCUGAAUUUCUACUAUUUCAACUUUCUUCUGGUAAAUGUUCUCCUUUUAAUUAUGGUUUUAUUCAACUUUCUCAUAUUACAACAAAAAACAUUUUUGAAAUGUCAACUUUAUGCUACUAAAAUGACAUUUGUCCUCAUAAUAUUACAAGUUUAUUCUCACAAAAUCACGACUCUUUUCUCCUAAUAUUUUUCCCAUAAUAUUUUGAUCUUGUUCUGGUAACACUUAAACUUUUUCCGCUACAUAAUUUUGCAAUAUUAUGACUUAAAAAAAAAACUUUAUUUCAACACUAUGCUACUAAAAUGACAUAUUUUUCCGCAUAUUACGGUUAUUUUUUAAAUUAAAUUGCGACUUUUUUUUCUUGCUACAACUUUUUUCUGAGUGAAAAUUACAGCCAUUUUUUUCAAUUUCUGCUGUUUAUUUCUUAAUUUUCCAACUCUUUCAGCUUCAGAUUUUUUUUUACGCAUAAUAGAACUUUUUCCACAACCUAAUUUGACAAAAACUUUGCUUUUCAUAAUUUUACAACUUAAAAAAAAUAAUGUCUUUUGCUACUAAAAUGUUAUUUUUCCCCAUAUG
Messenger RNA from Dunckerocampus dactyliophorus (ringed pipefish), 2298 nucleotides. Its product is annotated as transmembrane protein 238-like. The record is from RefSeq and is a predicted model, not a curated record. NCBI's taxonomy places the organism in Eukaryota, Metazoa, Chordata, Actinopteri, Syngnathiformes, Syngnathidae. Bases 373 to 702 code for a protein of 109 amino acids. The transcript has 3 exons.